This is a messenger RNA of Bursaphelenchus okinawaensis, 7450 nucleotides long. The record is from the annotation of a GenBank genome assembly. NCBI's taxonomy places the organism in Eukaryota, Metazoa, Nematoda, Chromadorea, Rhabditida, Aphelenchoididae.
AUGAUGGGGAAUCUUUUGCGUAAGAAUAUUAGCGUUUUCUUUGUUAUUUAAAUUGGCAUAUUAUUCAUUAAAGGUAUCUGCACCUUUCACAAUAUUGGCUUUUAGUCUUCUUGGUCGAUUCUGCGGACUUUUAGUAAAGUUUUUGACUUUUUAUACAUUCUUAAUGAUUUUUAAAGUUUUUUUAUUAACGUUUAUCUACUUUCAGACUUCCUACACCCACCGAACCAGUACGAUUUUGGCCCAACGGCCCCGUUGGCUGGUGGUUUCGGGCACUCCGCCUCAAACAUGCACCGGAUUCGGAAUCAGCUCGGGCAUUCGGAUCCGCAACUAUACACGUAUAGUCAAAAUUCGGGUCGACGUUCCGUGUCCGGCGGACGUUCUUCGGCGCUUCACUUGAGUCCGGCUUCGGCUGUGCGGUUUAGAGUAAGUUUUCUUGAUAGUUUUGUUGGUUUUUAGGUAACGAAGGGAUGUUAGUUUAGUUGGUAAAACAGAUUUCUUUAAAAGUUUUAGGUAACAAACGCAAGCUUUACCAAAUAUCAAUCUAAGCCAUCAUUUUCAGAAAGCCUCAGCCUUUGUGGAACACAACCGAUCACAUCGUGCUUCAAUCUUAUCAGCUCACAAUGUAGACGCUUCUUUAUCUGAAGAACCGACUUCGGGCUUCCAAUCAACUUCCAAUCCUUCCUCAACUGUUGGAUUGCCAAAACUGCCGUCUAUUCGAAGGCGACGACGACCACUAGCACCAGUAACGUCCGCAGAAGGCAGUGGAAGUGGGAAUCAUGGAGGAAAACCGAGGAGUGGAUCAAGUUUGGCUGCUCCUUACCUACUACAUCAUGGUGAUAAUCGACGGUGGAGUUUGGCUUCGUUACCAAGCUCAAGUGGUUAUGGGACGCCUGGUAGCAUAUCGGCUUUGUCGGUAAGGGUUUAUUUAGUGUUCUUUUGGAUUUUUAGGUCUUGACAUGAAUGAAGUUGGGUUUAUUUUAGGCAACAAAGUGCCUAUUUUAUGAUGUUUUAGGUAACAAAAUGCCAAUUUUUAAUUAUUUUACGUAACAAACGGCCUAUUUUCUUAACUAUAUCCAUUUUCAGAGUGAAUAUUCAUCUCAAGAACAGCUUCCCCAACUCAUGGGCGACCCAAAACUUCAGAAUCGUUACGAUAGCAACGAUUCAUACCCAUCAAUGGAGGAAUCCCAGCUUCUGAUCGGCAUGCGACCUCGCUCCAGAAGUCUUUCCAGUCCAGUUCGUUUUGGUUCAGAAUCCGGAGCUUUCGACCCGAAUCCAAACGCCUUGUCUCAGGUGUACAAGGAGCGAUUCCCUAAAGCUAAAGCUCAGAUGGAAGCCAAACUUCAACAGUUUCUACACAUAAAUGCCCCAUUAAGUGGAUUUACAUCGCCAAUCUCGUUCGACCGACCAACUAGUCCACUUCACUUGACCGAUCCAUCUGGUCAACACCAACAUCGAGCCUCUUUGGCACGUCAACCAUCUUAUCAUAGGCCAUCGAGUCCUUGCAGACCAUCCUCACCAAUUCCACGCCCAAUUAGUCCACUAGCAAUGGCCGAUGCUACGGCGGCCCAGGAUGGAAAAGUUGUGUUCAGAUCGACGUCAGGGCACAGUAGCCAGAAUCUACAGUGUACCACACCGUACGGGAACAGUAGCAGCGCCUACUACUUCCCAGGCACGUUGACUCAACAGAACAGUCAAAACAGUUUCCAAUCAGGCCAGUUUGGAUCACCUGUUCAAGCCGGGCCAAGUUUUGCUCAGCCUGGGCCAAGUUUCUCUCAGCCUGGGUCAGGUCUCUCCCAGCUAGGGCCAAGUUUUGCCCAAAACAGCCCAAUCAGCACACUAGUCCAAUCACAAGGCCCAAUGUCAAGCCCACACGGAUCGCUAGGCCAGCAUCACUCAAGUCAGUUCGGCUCGCUAGCCAGCAAUAUGGGAUCACUGAACCUGGGCCCAAAUGACAGCCAAACCACUAACACCACUAACUCAACAUCAAGAAGAUCAACAAUGGCACAAUGCGACGCCCCAAUCACCAAUCCAACAUUACUCCGGGUGCUAGCUGAAGGCGCGACACGGUUUAUUCAUCAUCAAGUCUGCGAGAUCGCGGCCGAUUGCCUUCAGAAGUCGAGAGACGACCAACUGACCUCAAGUUACUUCUGUCAAAUGUCGAUUCGCCUCGAGGAGAGUUUGGCCGAAGCGAAUCAGAAGACUAGUACGGAGAGCUUCAAGUUCUUGGCCGGGAUAUGUAAACAGCUUCUGAUGAUCGUGUCCAGAGCGGCCAGAUUGUUAGAGAGCUUGGAGUUCGAUCCGGAUGAGUUUUAUCGGUAAGAAGAGGGUUUUUUUAAAUUUUUGAAAGUUUAAUGGUCAUUGGAGGCUAAAAUUUUAUUGGCUAUGAUAUAGUUUAGUUAUCAGUAUUCCUUAUUAGGUUAAGGGAGGGUAAAAUUUUUUUGAAAAAUAAAUUUUUCUUAGUUUGGAUAGUAUUUUUUGUAUAAAAACAUAGUGGCUGUGACAUACAGAUCAGUAUUUUUACGAGGGAGGGGUGUUCUUCCCAAAAAAAAGUUUUUUUUUGAAAAAUAUGCAACUUGGUCCCCCCUGUGGAUUUUUUUGGAAAAAUAUAUAUUUUUUUCAAACCAUAAAAAUUUAUUAUCAUAUUCAAAACGUCAUUUUCAGACUCCUAGAAGAAACCGAAGGCGCGCUUCGCUACCAACUCGGCGCCGGCAAUGCUCGUGUCCCAGACCUACCACAAUAUAUCAUCGACAAGCUCGGGCUGAACAAGAACCUGAUGCAAGAUCGCUCCUCACCGCCUGAUCUCGACCCCAAUGACAUACCCUAUCCAUCCGAGUUGUCGAACACGCUUGGUGACCUACAACAAUCCGAGAUUGUGCCACGAAAGUCAUCACAGGCCAUCACCGAGGAUCAGCUGAGGGCUUUGACAGCGAAUGCUCCGAAAGAAGAUGAUUUCGAAUCGAUUCGCUUGAUCUCAAAUGGUGCUUAUGGUGCAGUUUAUCUGGUACGACACUACAGAACAAGGCAGAGGUUCGCGUUGAAGAAGAUGAAGAAGCAGACCUUGUUGUUGAGGAAUCAAGUCGACCAAGUUUAUGCCGAAAGAGAUAUAUUAACCUUCACCGACAACCCGUUCGUCGUCUCAUUUUACGGAUCAUUCGAAACCAAGCAGCAUUUGUGCAUGCUGAUGGAGUACGUCGAAGGAGGAGACUGUGCCAGCUUGCUGAAGAGUGCUGGGGUACUACCAAUCGAAGUGGCAAGACUCUACGUAGCCGAAACCGUACUAGCCAUCGAGUAUCUACAUUCAUGCGGCAUCGUACACAGAGAUCUGAAGCCAGACAACUUGCUGAUCACGUCCAUUGGCCAUAUCAAGCUGACUGACUUCGGAUUAUCCAAAAUCGGCUUAAUGAACCGAACUACCCUGGUAUCAGAGGGCUUCUUGGAUGAUACCCAACAGUUCCGAGACAACCAGCUGUGUGGUACUCCCGAAUACAUUGCACCAGAAGUGAUUCUACGACAAGGCUACGGAAAACCCGUGGAUUGGUGGGCUUUAGGCAUCAUUCUCUACGAAUUCCUAGUAGGUAUAGUACCCUUCCUGGGCGGAUCUCCAGAAGAACUCUUUACCAACAUUAUCAACGAAGAAGUGGAGUACCCGGAUGGUGAAGAUGCGCUAGAACCAAAUGCUGAAAAUCUGAUCCAAACGCUGUUGGAAAAGAACCCAGUAGACAGGCUGGGCACGGUAGGCGGUGCUCCAGACGUCGCCAGCCAUCCCUUCUUCCAAGCUCUCGACUUCAACAGCCUAUUGAGACAAAAAGCUGAGUUCGUACCUAACCUAGAAAACGAGGAAGACACCAGCUACUUCGACUCAAGAACCGACCGCUACAACCACGAUGCGGAAUCCGGCGACGACGAGACCGUGCCCAUGUUCUGGAGCUUCAGCACCGCCAGCCCCAGGCAUUCAAUCACAGCCAUGGACAUCAGUAUGGCCCAGUUGGCUCAACUCAACGCGGCGGCUAGUCCGACUUUGCAUGCUCCGAAUAGUAUGGACCUGGAGAUGAUGAGAGAGAAGGCGAAUGAAGAGGCGGAAGAGAGGGGAAAGAGCGAUGGAUAUGAGGGAAGAGGAAGAGAAGAAGGCAAUGAUGAUGAGUAUAGAGGUAGUUCAACCGAAAAAAGCGAAAAAUCCGGAGAAACAAUAGUCAAAGGAAGAAGAACGAUGGAUUCAUUUGAGAAAGUUACCCUAAGGGAACAAGUAAAAGAUGAUAAAAAUCAUGGGAAAGGUGAUAAAGAAAGUAAACACCACCAUAAAGAUGAAAAGUAUGAAGAAAAACAUGAAAGAGAAGGUCAUAAAGAUGAAAAAGUAUCCCAUAAAGAAGACAAACUGCCCCAUAAAGACGAAAAAACAGCACAAAAUGACCAAAAACAACCCCAAAAUGAUCAAAAAUCAACUCAAAAGUACCCAACAGAAAGACGACCGGUCGAAAAAACUCUCAGCCAACGUACCGUCGACUCUUGCGCCUCAGGCCAAAGAGAUUCGGGAGACUUGGCCAACACCAACUCAACAACCUCAACCGCCGCCCAAACACCGAACUCGUGCCGCUGGGACGAUCCAUCAAGCCCCAGUGCCAUUUUACUGCGACAACGCUUCUCGGCAGCACGACAAAACAACCACAGUACGAGUAGUUCCGGUACGACUGGUACUGGACCUCUGAACACUUGUUCAUCGACGGAUUCAUCGAUGGACGCUUCGUUUUUCGAGAAUCAUGGUCAUCUGGCAUCGAGAAGACAAACCACCAACUUCUCACCAUUGCCAAGAUUCGCAAUCUCAUCGUGCGACCAAAUGUCAUCAUCCUCAAGCCAUCUACCACAACCACAACAUCGUCGUGCCACGUUGAGUGCGGAGCCAGAGCCAAGAGAACGAUCCAAGACCACGACUUCUAGUCCAACGACGAAGCGAACCGAAAGUUUGAAGGUCGUGAUCCCAGGCUCAAGCCACUCGCUAGGCCACGAAAAAUCGGCUAGCCAAACCUCGAUCUUCUACCAUGCCGCACCACCUCACGCUAGUCCAGACCGACAAAGCCAGUCCAGUUUGAGCAGUUUCGAGCCAAACUCACCACAGCCUCCAAGACUGGCUGGACGUUCCGGCACGAUUAACGCUAUGGAUAGGGGUGGAUUAUCAAACAUCCCAGACCGAGGAGGACUAGAAAAAACCGCUCUGGACCGACCAAUCCUACCUGACCGAGCCAGCUUCUCCGGUGUAUCAGACCGACCAUCAACCUCAACUCAACCCACCACCGACCGAUACAACACAAACGACAAAUUUUCUACCACACCCUCCACCUCGGCCCAAAACCCACCUCCCUACCAAUCCGGCCAAAUCGUGGGCAAACCGGUAGUGAUAAGAAAAGGCGCCAAGGGCUUCGGCUUCACAAUUCGAUCAGUCCGAGUAUACCUCAGUGCUGAUUCCGACUACUACACGAUCGAGCAUAUUGUAGCCGCCGUCAGAGAGGGAUCACCGGCCGAUGAAGCCGGCCUAAAAGAAAAUGACCUAAUAACUCAUGUUCACACUCAACCAGUCCAUAACAUGACUCACCCUCAGCUUAUGCAUAGACUUUUGUCCGGAGCACCAGAGAUCACGCUCCAUGUGGUACCGCUGAACUCAACCUCGAUCAAAGAAGGCGAAGCCAGACGAAGUGUGGGAAAAUUGUUGAGGAAGAAGCCCAGAAGACCACAGAGAAGGGUACCAUUGGAAAAGAAGACCAGAAAGACGUCGGCUUUGUUCAGGUAAGAGGGGUUUUGUCAUGGAUAAUAUAAUUUUUAGAAGUUUGAAAAAAAAAGCAAAAUUAAAAUUUUUAAAAUCCGUUCAAAAACAUCAUUUCUAUACCUAUUUUCUUUCAGAAGACUCAGUGGCAAACGAGGAAACGGCGAAAUCGUCCCAGGCGCAUCCACCCAAAAGCAAUCGUUCAUGCCAAGAUCCGCCUCAAGUCAAGACGGCGUGGCCCUAAGCCUCAGCCCAGCUCCAAUGUCCCACCUUCUCAACGAAAAACGCCUAGAAGAACAGGAAACAACCGUCAACGUCCCCCAUCUCAAGCCCCAAUCCCAACAUCGACGAUCCUCAGGCCACCAACUUCUUCACCCUCAAGGCGCUCCUUCGACUUCAGAAUCCACGAGACGGAAACACACCACAGGUAGUAUCGAUAUCAGAGAGCCUCACGGCAGCACAACCGUACCAUUACCACCACAUCUGCAAGGUCCGCGGCCAGGAAUGAUCAAGGCACGAACGAUUCAGGAGCCAUUAAGCACUGUGGUAAGCAUGGUGGAUAUAAAUUGAGGUUUUGAUGGGGAAAUGGGGAAGAAUAACUUGUAUAUGAAUAUAUAUGGUCAAAAAGUCUAUGGAGAAGCCAAUGGAAGAUGAAUUUUGUAUUUAAAAGUGCAUUUAUUAACUUUUCGACCGAUUUUUUAACUAAAACGGUCAAAGAUCAUGAACAAUAUAGUUUUAAUCAUAACUAGUUUUUCAAAAUAGAUAUAAACUUGCAAUUUUGUGCCAUAACGGACCAUAGUAGUGGUCAACUGCAGAAAAAAUUAUUUUUUGAAAUUUUAAAAAUUGUCGAAGUUACAGUACUUUUACCGUACCUAUAUAUUUUUUGAAAAAAUUAAGCUUUUAUGCAAAUUUCUAUUAAAAUUAAAAAAAUUUAACGACAACCUAAUAAAGUAACAUCUUUUCCAGCCCUCAAUGCCAUCCACUCCAUCUCCAGCACCACCACCCACCAUCACCAGCCCCUUGACCACAGAGCCCUCAACCUCAAUAUCGCCGAAACCGUCGACAAUCCGAAGGCCAUCGACUCUAAUCGAACGAAAACCAAGCUCAAACUCACAGAAUCCGGACGAACAGCCCCGGCCAAGACCCACGGAUCUGCGAAAGUCAAGUGUUCCGGUCGCAGAGCCACGAAAAGUGUCCACGAUGAGCACGAUCAGCCAACCAACGGCCAGCACCGACGAGAAAAAAGCCUCAAAGACGGAAAAUGUGGAGGAACGGCCGAAACGGGAAAGCAUCAAACGGUAAGAGAAGGUCUUGGAGAUUGUUUUGAGAUCACGUUUGAGAAGAUUUAGAGAGCUAUCGGGUCAGGGGAUAUCAAAUUAUGUUGUGAUAAGCAAGAAAUUAUUUUGUGGUAGGGAAAAGCUAUGAAAAGAAAUCUUUUUUAGCCUGAGGCUUAAAAUUACAUCAGAAUUUAACUCACUUUUUCAAUUUGAAAUUUAAAAAAAAUUCAAAAAACCAGCCGGAACCACAUUACCCAUAACCCUGAACCCCCUUCUUAACCCAUAAAUUUUCAGACCGCCCGUACCAACGCGAAAGCUCUCGCCAUCACGCCUAGUCCAGCGCCUGUUCCGCGCCGCCUCAUCGGCUUCGUCAUCAUCGACCCAGUUGCCGAGCCAGAAAUCGACCGACGAGUCGAAAUGA